Molecule: messenger RNA, 1041 nt
Organism: Patiria miniata (bat star)
Lineage: Eukaryota; Metazoa; Echinodermata; Asteroidea; Valvatida; Asterinidae
Product: thyrotropin-releasing hormone receptor-like
Exons: 1
Coding region: 1-1041 (346 amino acids)
Biological process (GO): G protein-coupled receptor signaling pathway
Cellular component (GO): plasma membrane
Molecular function (GO): G protein-coupled receptor activity
Source: RefSeq, a predicted model, not a curated record
AUGGAUCUGGACUCCAUCUGCAACGCUACACAGGUUUAUAACUUCACGCAGAAAGACGUGGCGAUAUAUAUGUACACGGAUUUUGUUGCCGCGAUAGUGAUUGGUAUAAUGCCCUGCAUUCUAGUGUUUGGCUUGAUCAGCAACCUGUCUUUCUUGCUGGUUGUGCAUCGUGUGAAACACAUGCGGACCGUCACCAAUUACCUCCUGCUUCAACUUGCACUCACGGAUAUCGUGAAUCUGGUCGUCUCCAUCGGGGAACGAGUUUGGAGGUACAUCUCAUCCCCUGUCACCUUCGACCAGAGAGCGGAAGGCUUGGUACCCGGCUGCAUACUGCUCCCUUUCCUCAAAGCCAUGUCAAAAUACGGCUCUCUCGCAUUCCUGACUCUGGUGACACUAGAGAUGUACUUGGCUAUCUGCAAGCCGAUCAAGCACCGCUCGAUCACAACCCGAUCACUUACCAUCAAAUUGACUGCAGCUUGCUGGGCCAUCGCUACAUUCGUAUCUGUCCUGAGAAUCCCUUCCCAUUGCGUCUUUAAGCAGUUCUGUGUUAUCUGGCCGACCUCCAGAGAGUAUCAACAUCUACCAAACGUUGUAGGCAACUGCGUAGGCGUCUCCGACUCGGUGGAAAAUGCAAGCAACGCCAUUCAGACCACCCCCUUCUUUGUCGGAUUGGUAGUGAAUACCGUCCUCUACGCUCGCAUCAUGAAGAUCCUGUAUAGGAGGAGGCGAGUUGCGGCAUCCGAUCAACCGAUUCGAUUUCCUGUUCGAGCUCGCAAUCAGGUAGCCCACAUGUUGGUCAUCAACUACCUAGCCUGGUUCUUACUUGUGUCUCCAUUCGAAUGUCUCUCAUUAGUCUCGACGUUCGUAACAGGUCGCACUCAAACUUUUAUCGAUGUCACCUACUUGUUUCGGGCUUUGACCUACCUAAAUUCUGCCGUGAAUCCUCUGAUCUUUUAUACAGUCCAUCCUAGGUACAGAAAAGCCUUCUUAAAAACAUGCUCGCAGUGUUUUGGGUACUGUAGAAGCGAUGCCUCUCAAUAA